GGUGAAAGUGCGGGCCUCGGGCGACCCUCACGAGGGCAAGUCGUGACACCCGCUCGGCACCGCCGUACAGCCCUCUGGCCGCCGUUGCCCCCGGCGCCGCUGGGCCCCUCGCGAUGUGCGCCGCGGGGACCCCCGCCGCCGCCCGGAGCUUCGGCAGCUCGCAGCCGUGGGCCGCGGCCCUCGAGCUUUUCUGGAGGGCAGCGCGGCCAGGGCCCCAGACCGGCGCCGCCCCCGGCCUCGCGGCGAGGCGUGCGGGAAGGGCGCUGGGUGGGGCAGUCGCCGCGUGCGGGAAAGGCACGCAGUGGCAGCUGGCGCUGUCGUUGCUGGGCGAAGCGGCGGCGGCAGCGGCGGAGCUGGACGUCUUCAGCUACGGCGCCGCCAUCGGCGCGUGCCAGAAGGGCGGGCGGUGGCAGCUUUCGUUGUCUUUGCUCUGUGAGCUGUGCGAUGUGAGGCUGGAAUCGAACAUAGUGAUCUACAGUGCGGGAGUCAGCUCGUGCGAGAAAGGUGGGCAAUGGCAGCAGGCGCUGUCACUGCUUGCUGAUGUGCGUGAGGUGAAGUUGGAGCUGGACGUCCCCACCUUCAACGCUGGGAUCAGUGCGUGUGCCAAGGGCAAUCAGUGGCAGCAGGCGCUCGCGUUGCUCAGUGAGCUGCGGGAGGUGAAGCUGGAGCCAAGUGUUAUCUACAACGCUGGAAUCAGCGCGUGCGAGAAAGAUGGCCUGUGGCAGCGCGCGCUUGCGCUACUUGGUCAGAUGGCGAAGGGGAGGUUAGACCCUAAUGUUAUUACUUUCACUGCUGGAAUAAGCACAUGCGAGAAAAGCGGGCAGUGGCGGCAGGCCAUGAUGCUGUUUAACGAGAUGUGGAAUACGAAUGUGGAGCCAAACAUCAUCAGUUACAGUGCCGGGAUCAGCGCGUGCGAGAAAGGAGGAAAGUGGGAACAGGCGUUGUCGUUGUUGGGUCAUUUGGAUAGGGCAGAGCUGGAACCAGAUACCAUUUGUUACAAUGCUGGAAUCAGCGUGUAUGCUAAAGGCGGACAGUGGCAGCGGGCAUUAUCGAUGCUCUGCGAGAUGCGCAAAGUGGAGUUGAAACCGACUGUUAUAAGUUUCAAUGCUGGAAUCAGCGCUUGCGAGAAGGUCUGCCUGUGGGAGCAUUCAUUCGUAUUGAUUCGGGAGAUGUUGCAGGCGAAGUUGCAGCCAGACGUAACUAUUAUAUUCAGCUACAAUGCCGGAAUCAGCGCGUGCGAGAAAGCUGGAAAUUGGAGGCAUGCAUUGACAUUAUUCAGCGAAGCGUACGAAGCGAAGUUGGAGCUAGACGUAAUCAGCUACAGUGCUGCCACGAGCGCGUGCGCAAAUAGCGGGCAGUGGGAGCAGGCGUUGUUGUUGCUCUCUGAUUUGUAUAAGGUCACGUUGGAGCCAAGUAUCGUCAGUCACACUGCCGGAGCGAGCGCAUGUGAGAAGAGUGGGCAGUGGCAGUGGGUGUUGUCGUUGUUCAGCGAUGCGCGUAGUAUAUAGCUGGAGGUGGACAGCACUUGCUACAACAUUACAAUCAGCGCGUGCGCUACAGGCGCCCAGUGGCAGCGAGCACUGUCAUUGAUCGGCGAUAUGUCUGCAUGGAAGGUGGAGCUAGACACCCAAAGCUACAAUUCUGGAGCGAGCGCGGUCGAGAUAUCUCUGAUUAGCUUGGGAGGGCUUCCAAGUUUCCUCCAGGGCGGACUCUCACGAUUGGUGUUGCGCAGCGAGGUGUGUGAGGCGAAGCUGAAUUGACCAGCGUAAUCAGCUACAGCGCUGGGACCGGCGCGCCGCUUGCAAGAAGGGCGAGCAGUUGCAGCAGUGUUUCUGGCGCUGGUCAGCGAGAAGUGUGGGACAAAGCAGGAGACCAACGUCAUCACUUGCAACUCUUGGGUCAGCGCGUGCGAUAAGGCGGGCAGCGGCGGUGGACCUUGUGGCUGCUGGGCGAGCCCUGCGACCGUCGCGCUGCUGCGUGGAGGCGAUCGCUACUGAGGGAACUCGGGAAAGUGAAGUUGGAGACGGACGACAAUGGGGGUAAUCGGUUACACUGUUGGCCUCGGCGCGUGCGAGAGAAGUGGGGAUCAGCUACGCGCUGGCAGCGUCAGUGCGCAUGAGAAGGGUGGGCAAUGGCCAGAGGAGCGCCGAGCACGCGCCGAUAUCUCCAACCCUUGGGCGUGGUUGUGACCCCUUCGGCUUCUGAUCCGCGCUCUCUGGGGCACUCUCUUCCAACCCCUCGCCUAUCAGCGUGCGCAUGCGCGCGGGCCCGCCCUGCGUGACAAGCGUCAGUGCAUCAAUCUGCUCGAGCGCUCAUGGCGGAAAAUAGCAGCGGGUGUUCAGUUCGUCCUCGUCCUCUGGUGUCCCCAUGCGUCGGAACAUAUCUGCGCAUACGCACCUUGCCUUGACAUACG
Molecule: messenger RNA, 2413 nt
Organism: Prorocentrum cordatum
Lineage: Eukaryota; Dinophyceae; Prorocentrales; Prorocentraceae
Source: the annotation of a GenBank genome assembly